Siniperca chuatsi (mandarin fish) is the source of this 10363-nucleotide messenger RNA. Its product is annotated as P2R1A-PPP2R2A-interacting phosphatase regulator 1. Gene Ontology annotation, molecular function: protein serine/threonine phosphatase inhibitor activity. The transcript has 9 exons. NCBI's taxonomy places the organism in Eukaryota, Metazoa, Chordata, Actinopteri, Centrarchiformes, Sinipercidae. The record is from RefSeq and is a predicted model, not a curated record. Bases 853 to 1521 code for a protein of 222 amino acids.
UUGGAUAAUUAUAACAAAUUACUAAUAGUUAAAAGAAAUAAAAGACAGAGUUUUAUACUGGCUCUAACCAAAACAAGAAGUCCCUUCAGAAAUUAAAACUUUAUUGAAACAGAAGCUGCUCGUGCUGCGCCGGCCUCCGGCCUGCACUUCCCCGCGCGGCCGGACAGCGGCGCUGUUUUCACAGUUGGUGAACUACCUCUAUUUGGUCAAGGACUAUGUUGUAAAAAAUCUUUCAAACUGUUAAUUUUCACUGGUUCUUUGACUCUUCCGGAGGUCUGCUCGGUGUUUUUUCGGGGGCUGUGUGACCGACUCUCCCCGGGGACUGUGCGACCGGCCCGGGUUUGUGUGUUUCGGACAGCUGCUUAGCGGUUUUCUGAUCUCUUGACUGGAGGUUUUACUGUUAAGUUAGCUCAACAGCUAAUCCUAAAAGUCACGUCAGCUGUGCGGACUCGAAUUAAAAGUUUCCCGGUAGAGCCGGGACAGCCGGGUGAGUUUUAACUAUAUGCCCUUACAAAACUUUGUCUCGAGUGUUUUUGCGCGGGGUUCGUAUUUUAUCUCGCUUUUACGCAGCCAUUAAAUUUGCGUUGGAGACAGCAGCAAGUGAAGCGCAGCUGCGGGUUAUAAAUGACGGUCUGGCCCGCAGUCAUACUCGGAUACGGUGUUUUUCUGAGGGAAAUGCGGUAGAGAGAAGACAGCGUCUGUGUUCAGCCCGCUGACUUGGCGGCUCUGGGUUUGCUGCUCGUGAGGCCUGCGGGUCGGGCUUCCACCGGGCUUGAGUAGAGCCCGACGCCGCCGUCGAAAGGUCGGAGGCCGGCAGUUGGCGCUGCCACCGCCGGGCCUGCGGACCAAAGUAUGGAACGGAUGGAAGUGGACCAGUGCGCAGGCGCAGCUGGCGGGGCAGGAGGCGGGGCGCUCCGCAGGUCGAACAGCGCCCCCAUGAUCACCAGUGUCAGCGACGGGAUGACGGUCUUCAGUCCCGUGUCCUCGGCUCGAUACAGACGCAGCAGUGUGUCCAUCAACCCCAGCUGCCCUUCGCAGCUCGUCCCCCUCUCUCCUUUCUCUCUGACCGGAGACAGACUCGACCACAAGAGGCAGGAGGAGAAUAUGGAGAUGACGCUCAGAGGGAGUCUGCACAGACUAAGUGCUUCCAGUCUGAUCCCAGUUCCUCCAGUCAGUCAGUGGCACGACCACGCAUCAGUGUGGUUCCAGUCACAGGACAGCGGCGUCACGCCCAACUCCUCCCCGAGUCCCACCAGGAGGUUCAGACCAGCAGUCAGCGCCACUGUGAGAUGGCCUGCAUUAACUCCACUCAAGAGGAAAGGAGGGGUGGAGUCUGACGGACCCCCAAAGAAGCUUUUCGUUGCCGGGGUAACAGACCCCGCCCACCGCAGCAGCUACACGGUCAGUGUCUCUCAGUCGGCGGCAGAUUCUCCGCCUGCGGGAGGCGUCAGUCCUCAGUCCAGCCCUCUGUCUCUCUCUCCUCCCCCCUCCUUCACCUCCCACCAGCACCCCGGACACUAAAACCCACCUCGCCCCCCCCUCCUCACCCCGAGUCAUGACCCUGUCACUGUGGGUGCAGGCCGACCACCAGCAGCUCCAAAAACCUGGAGGAACAGCAAGACAGUCGCACCUUAUUUCUGUUCCAAUCAUCUGCCAGCACCACAGUAAGUCCCGCCUCUUCCUGCAACCACAUUGGGUGGACAGAAGAAUCACAUGACACGAAGAUCCUGAAGGCUGAGACGGAUCAGUCUGGUUCUCUUCAGCCUGGUUUUCUGCUCUCGGAGUGGGUUUAUUGUCAUGGAAAGUUUCUGUUUUGGAUCCCUGGAUAUUUUUAUUCUCAUCUGCUCACCAGCUCAUUGGUUGGUUGGAUAUUUAACCAACUCAGCUUAUUAACCGCUCCGUCAGAGUCCGUGUUGGGCUGUGCUGCAGCCGUCGGGCGGAAGGACACUCCUCCCCCCCCUCAGAGGGCGUGGCCUGUUAGGUGGGGGGUUCAUCCUAUGACUGACAGCUCGCACUAUGAACCCAGUCCUCCCACUCAAAUUGGUUUACAGAGGAUUCAUCAUCAGCAUCAUCGCGAGAUCGUGAAAAAAGUUUGGGAAAGCGAGGACACACCGGUUGUGUUGUCGGGCAUAAGGCUGGAAUUUAAUGUCCGUGCGGACUUAGAGACGGGUGUUAUGGGUAACUGUAGGUAGCAGAUUAGCAACAGGCAAACCUCCCAAAUCUCGACGUGUCCUGCGGACCUGAGCAUCAGCUAAGCUAAGCGGCUGAUUCGGAUUCGUUACGCAGAGGAAUAAAGCGUAAUUGUACUGAUGCAGCGUAAAAGGAUAAAAGAACGAAGGUCUCUGAACGACCCCCGUGCAGAGAAGCCUGAAGACUCUCGUUCCCCCUUUCUGAGAACGUGGAACAACGGUUCUGUCUGAUUUGUUCAGCGGACAUCGAAGGAGUCUACAAUGGGACACAGCUCAUUUUGCUGCCCGUUGGAGGACGCAGGUCCAAUCUGACCAAUCGGUCGAUGCUGUUUAUGACGUUCCAGAUCGUCUCUGAUCAAUAUUUUGGAGGUUCUGAAUAAGAUCUUGAGUUGUAAUCAAGACGACGAUGUUUUCAGACUGUUGAUCAGAACUGUCUCUCUAAAGGAGUCAAGGUACUUCAGGAACAUCUGGUUCCAGCCUCAGUGAUCCGGUCGACAUCUACGCCGAACUAAACCAAACGGAGAACCUGAAGCCAGUACUCUGCUUGUUGUCCUGGAGUCGUACUUGUUAGAAAUCAAGUGUGUAAAUGUAUUGAUCUUCCUAUCGGGAAGAUGUAGGAAUCAUCUGAUUUAUUUAGACGCAGUCUUGAAGCCGAAGUCACGAGCGUCCACGGCUGAUGGAUCUGCAGAGUAACAUCUGGACUCUGGCCAGCACUUGAUUAAAUCAGUGAACCAGGGUUUCGUACCUAUUGUGCAUCACAUCAUUCCCAACAUCAAAUUUCAUAUAAUAUAUAUUCAGAACGUCUGCUGAAGAUGAUGAAUUUCGUAGGGCUGACCCGAAUGCCUCUAAGCCUCCAAUCGUAAUCGACCUCCAAAUCAGUAUUUAAAUGCUGCGUUUUUAAAAAUGACUAUAUGUGCAUCAGCCCCAAAAUCCCAAAUAGCCCAUGAAAUAAGAAACAUUAUUAACGUUAAACGGCAUCUUAGAGCGCAAGAGGACGACAGCAACGCGGUGCUUCCUCUGGGUCGACUGCUUUGGGGGGCCGGAGCAGACAGGUGAGGAGACAGGUGAAGCGAACCUUGAACCUGGAUUCAGACCAAAUGAGGCGCUGCGGUGAAAACACCAGUCCUCCCACUCAUUGAGUGGGGGUAGUCGGUUUAGGCUGCGGCGGUGGGGGCUGCAGGGGACGCCAACAAAAAAAAAAAAAAAAACGCAGCGGCGGAAAAGUUGAAACAGAAAAAACUUUUGGGGAACGCAAGCCGGCGUCACGCCGCGGUGGCCAAUCCGGUGAUCCGGCCAAACUGCUCCCACGUCAGCCUGAACUAUCACGGAAACCAGGUGGAGUUCACGGACCGGACUGUGAUACUCUGCCAGUUGGUUUAUUUCAUGUACCCGGCUUCGACGUCUGUCUGGCUUUCAGUCUACGCUGAAAAAUAGCGAGAAGCUUAGUUUGGUUUGUGUUCGUCGGUUUGUUUGAGAGCGAGACAGACGGCUGUGGUCGAGCCACCUAGAGAACGAAUGGAGAGAGGGAGCGGCGGUGGCGAGAAAGCCGGUGAAUCGGAGGAAUAAAACGUUAUUUUCUGCCAGUUUCACAGCGGUUACGUUCUAAAGCACAGCAUCAACACGCCCGCACAGCUGAAUUCAACCUUUAAUGGAGUUGACGACAGCUCGUUACAGUACGUAACGCUGAAAUUCAACCGCGGUGUUCUGUCGGGAGACGCAGUGACUUAAACCAACAGUGAGUAAGAAAAAGUAUAAAUAACAUGGAAUUUGUUAAGCUACGUGUAGAGGGAAAGUCCGCUAGCCGCUAGGCUAAUUUAUGCAGUGUAAAAUGCUAUAUAAUAGUGACUAGCAAAAAAACUAUUGUCUAUGACCAACCCGACUGUCGAAGCUUCGAAUAUUCGUGGGUAACUCCCACUGAAGCUUCGAUGCCCCAGAAAUGGUAUUCGGGACAGCCCUAUAAUUUUGCACCUUUUUAGUCCAAAAAACAAAUUAUUAAAUAUACAAAAACCUGAAUAUCCAAUGAAACAUUGUUAAAAACAAUCUUGGCCCAAAACCCAAAACCCUAUGAAGGGGCACAGCUUUUUGUAAGGCCAAACCUGGUAGUCUUUGUCCGGUAUUUUUGAGCCCAAACCAGCUAAACCUGACAAACAUGAAAUUCCGCCGCUGAACAAAGUUUCGGUCAUCGAAGCCUAAGAUUUUUGUGUUUUAACGAAAAGUGUUUGUUGUGUGAGUCACCCCGACUGAAGCCUUCUGGUUUUACCAGAAGAAACUCGACAGACCUCAAUCAUUUGUCUACAGUUUGUUAAACGUUGGCCGAUGGUUUUCCUCCCGGGAUGAGAGACUGGUCUUUCCCGGCCUGUAGAAGUGUGAAGAACUUGUGGUCUUUAAGCACCACGUGUUAAUAGUGUAUCUAUAUGUGAAUACUGACAGUCGGAGCAGCUGACGUGUGCUCCGUUUUAUUCAGUCUGCAGGGUUUGAUUGUACAUAUUGAAUCUGCAGGAAGCGGCCGUGCUCUUCCCUCCUAAAGGUGCAUUUAUACUUUUUCAUUUCCCAGUUAGUUUUCUCUCUGACCGACUUCAGUCUUUUCUACUUGAAAUCAGCCACAUUGUUGUUCACGAAGGUCAUCUGAUUUGUUAAAGACAGUUCGAUUGUGGUAGAAAUCCCCAUAAAACAUGCUCCUGCUUCAUACUUGCUGUUUCACAGAACCUUUCUGACAUAUCUCUUAUACUUGUUUUUUUUAAAAAAAAGGGUUUCAGACAGACAGACCAGAGUUACAAGACCUGUUUUAAGACCUGGACCAGUCUCAGUAAAAAAAACAAAAAAAAAACAGUUGUAGUCAGUGGCAAUAAUUCAGUAUCAUCAUUUGUCGAAUUUCAUCAUAUUGUGAUGAUAUGAAGUUGCGUUCUACAGAUUUGUGUAUGAUUAAUAACUAAAAACAAACUCAUUUGAUGCACAACAUCAAACAUCAGUUUAUUUGAUGUGAUUUUGCUCCGUUGCAUCGUAAUCUGUAUAUUAAUAUCUGUAUUAAUAUCGUGAUGAUAAUGUCAGCCGUAUCGCCCAGCCAUAGGUGGUUCUGGUAAAAUUUUAAGUUUCAUUCCAAAAUCUGUGGCGCCCCGAAGAUCAAGUUUCUGGCGCUCACGAGAAACUGGAGCUCGUGUCGCCUUAGAGGCGCCGUAAAAACCAUCCACCCGUUAGUCACCAGGCGUGACCUCAUUCGUCCUCCAAGAACAUGACUUUAAUAAGCAACAAUGUGGAUUUUUGAGUUAUAUUAAUGUGCGAUUUUUUUAUUUUUAUUUUGUCUUUGUCUGAAAGUAUUGUAAUGAUUCGAUACGAGUGCACAAAACUGACGUCACCGAGUCACAGAUGCGUGCAGCCGUCUCACCGGAGGGGUCGGAGGUCAGGGGCGGCGGUGACGUGCCGGUGACGGUUUCAGAAAUGAGCUGCACUUUUGCACUUGCGCAGCAUUGUACAGUUUUGUAUUAUCACUCAUCAUUGUGCCUAAACAUGUCGUCAUAUUUUGGAGGAGCGACGGUCAGGUUGCUUUUCCUCCCGUGUGCCGAUUUUUUUGAACAUCAGACUUGACUUCCCACGCCGACAGGAAGCUCUUCUUUCAGAACGACCUGGUCUUUUCUAAUCGCCUGACCUGUCACCUGUGCGAUAUGUUUGUACAUAGAGUCUCUAUAAGCUGUUUUUAUAGAAGUGUCUUAACCCCCUCAAAAAAAAAACCAUUGAAUGCACGUGAAUCUGUGAGUUCAUAAAAAAUGUUUCCAAAUCUUUUUUUUAGUGACAGAUUUGAGAUUGUGUAUUUCCUUUUGUCACGCCUUUGCACAGUAUUAGUUAGAUCACUUUAAUCGUUUAUUCUGUUACGUGAUCAGUAAUAUAAGAAAUGCUGUUAAGUUUUGCUGCCUCUUCUGUUUUUCCUGCUUUAUUUCUCGACUUGUUGCCGUCUCUGUGAGUCUAUCCCGUUUCUGAGAAAUGGACUCGAAGUCGAAAAUAAUUCCAGAUGAGUUUGGGUCAGUUACGUAAAGCUUUAAAUCGUCGGCGAACGAUAGAAACGAUUCACAUUGUGUUUUGGCUCACUGGAUCAUUUUUACGUUAUCGGGGUCAGGGCUGGGUAUCAUUUGACGUUUUUUGAAACCGGUGCCGAUACGAGUUUUGGUAUCGAUACCAAAACAACUUCUUUGAAACGUUACUUUGAGACAUUUUUAUUUUUUAUGUUUUUCAUAAAACCCUUGUUUCCCCUUCAUUUUACAAGAAAAGCCAAAUUGGCAGAAGUUACGGACACGUUUUGGUUGUUACCAAAAAAAGUAGUGAGGUUCAGUAGAAAAGCUACUGGCAGGUUUAACACCACGUUUACAUCAUAGCUGAUGUGCUGACUUGGGCAAUAACUUGAUAUUCGUCUAAUUAUUCUCAUAUUGACUAAAAGUGAUUUAAUUAAUCAAAAUUCAGUACGCGAGAUACUUGAUAAUACUUCUUCUUUUUGGUCUCGUAAAGCUCUAAAACAGGGCGAAGAAGGUUUCAUCGUUUCAGUGUCAUUUUGAAGUAAAUACCGUAACGUGUCGACGUUAAGACAUCGCCGUGAUAAAUACCUGUAAUUUGCAAUUUUACCAUCAACAGUACUUUUGUCUUUUUCUUAUCUGCACAAAAAACUUAACGCGUGACUCUAAAUCGUUUUUACGUGUUUCGUACGAUAAUUUAAAGAAAAAAAAAAUCCAAUGACGGGUUUUGUUUUAUUUUUAUAAGCUGGAAAACAUGCAGAGAGCGAUUCGACCCCAAAAACGUUCUGAACAAUGUUUUUCUUAAUUACCAAUCGUUUCCAGAAGCAGGAUAGACUCUUCUCAGAGGUAACAACACGCUGCCAAAUCCAUGUAGCUGUACAGACACAAACUGUAGCUUUAAGACAAUUUUCUGUUUAUUAUUUUUAUCUUUGCACACUCACCAUCCCAUACUGUUGGUAAGUAUGAAGAGAGAAACAGUUUUUGUGUAGCUGGAUCAAAAUGUGAUGUGGAUUCUGUGUGUGGGGGGGGGGAAGCGUCAGUAAGUUUGCACUCUGGUGCUCGUACGAAUUUCUGCUUCAAAGAAUGUUUUUAAGCCAAAAAUUCUUCAUCGAAAUGCAACAGUUUUGUAAGAAAAAUAGCUGUAAUAUAAAAAAACAGUAUUAGUGUGUUUUUGUCUCAUCCUCGUCACCUUUAUGUCCUUACCGGAUUGCCCUCCUUUGGCUUUCUUGUCCUUUAAAUGUCGUUUAAAGCGUCCCGUCGUACCGCAGAUUCCCAGAAGCUCAAAUAAUUGUAAGUCCAAUUAUUUUUUUCUUUUAAUUUAAUGUACAUUUCCAGUGUGAUUGGAGAUUUUCCACCUCAUGUUUGCCCUCACUGUUUUACACCGAACUCCAUAUGUGCGAUUUUUCUUUGGUUGUUUUUUUUAUUUUUUAUUAAUAUUCUGAUGCUAACGUUGUCUUGGCAGAGUUGGUGUAACAUGUUAAAAUUCGGUUAGCAUGCUAACGGUAAUCGGGGGGGAAAGCUGCAUCCAAAUCACGGAAAAACUCCAGUGAUUGCUAACAUGCAAAAUGUUCACGAUAAAUAAACGUAAGGUGUUAACAUGAAUGCUAAUCAUUGCUAUGCUCACCAACAUGCUAAUGUUACCUGAGCCUAAGUACAGCUGAGUCUGAAAGUCCAGCUUAGACUGAUUAAAGUUGAGUCUGAGAUGUCCUAAAAUGGCCACCGUACAGAGAAUAAACCUGAGUGUUGUCAACGCCCCCUGGUGGACAGAGUACACAAUGGAGACACUGCGUCUAAAUUACCACCUACAUUCAUUUUAAGGUCAGCUUACUAGCUUUUUCCAGAGCUUUCACUCACACGCCACGGUCCUCAGCAGUGAAGGAAGUUUGCUGUAGUCGACUACGAGUUAAUAUCUGAAUAAACUUUCGUGCUCUACUGAAAACACACCUUUGGCAUUUCUGUCAAGCGCGGAAAUGAUUAGAUAUUAAUUAACUGGCAGGAAACGUAUCUGCAGCAUUUUUGAUAAUCUCUCUGUAAUUUUAAGUAAAUUUUUAAGGCGAAAAUACCACAAAUGCAUUUAUUCCAGCUUCUCAAAUGUCAAUAUUUGCUGAUUUUGCAAGUAUGAUUGUAAACUGACAUUUUAACAUGUCAACUUAUAGACUAAACGAUUUAAGGAUUAAUCAAAAUAAUUAUUAAUUGCGGGUCCAAAUGAGAUAAAAUCGGAUGAUAACAUCUGGCGCGUACCGUAUAUAAUCUCUGGAUCCGUCGGACUCUGGUAACAACAUGGCAAACCCACUGAAAACUGGUUUAAAACCUCCGAUCACGCUGGAAAUGUCUUUUAACUGACUUCAUUUUGAGCUCGUUCUUCGCAAACACGUGGAUUUUUACAGCUUUCUGCUCUGGACACAGUUUGUUUUAUCAUAAACUUUACCUUUUCUUUGUCUUCACGUGACGCCAGUGAUACUUUAAUUAGUCCUCGUUCGUGUUUUUCGUGCUUGUCGUCACGGAGACAGAUGUUUGAGCGCGCGGCGAGUAACCAGUCCACGUCUUUCAGUAUUAAAGCGAUAUUUCACUCUGGAAAAACGCGGUGAUUUCUCAGCACGAAUAGUCAAAACGCCCAAACUGACCCAGUUUUAUUCUUACAGAAGCCCAGAAAGGACAAGGACUCCAAGUCCAGUUUGCAGCUAUUUCCGGUGCUUUCGACUAUUUCUAUAUUUUAUUCACCGAUCUACUGUAUAUCAUUCUUUUGAGUGGCAUAAAGGGAACUACAAAACAAAAUCUCAUUAUACAACCAUGUGUUGUAAAAUGAUCAAUAAAUCUAUCUUUCAGUUGUCAUGUGACCAAAAUUUCACACUUUCGGCCACAGGUGGUUGUAUAUCGGGGGAAGACGGUAACCUUGUCUUAGGUCAUGUGAUGACAGUUGAUCUCCAUUCGCUCAUUAAGACCAGGAGAUGUAAGGUUGAAAGCUCUGGGGGAAAAACGCUAGCAGUUGUCCUUCCGCGCUCAAAAACGUUUACGAUUUAGUUUUCUCACAAUCAGAAAAAAAAAAGUGAUUUCAUGAUCUCGAUGUUUGCUUUUCCACAAAAUCUUUUUUAAAAACCGGUCAAGAUUAAAAUGUCUGUUUCAAAAGAUCUCGAAUCGGACAUUUUUGUGUUCGAACGUUUCAGUGUCGACUUCCAAAACUUUCAAUCAAUUUUUCAUGAUCACGGAAAACAAAGAUUGUUGCUACGAAAUCUUGAACUGCUGGCACUUUUUAUACGACACGUACGCCGCCGCCGCCGGCUGCGUAGUUUCAAUCCAGCCCGUCGUUGUUAAACUUUAUAAUUACGCUAAAAACUCAACUAAAAAAGUUCUACCUGUUUCCAGUCUUUAUGCUAAGCUAAGCUAACCAGCUGGUGGCCGUAGCCUUAAAUUCACCAGACAAAUAUUAGACUGGUUUCUGUCUUCAACUCUCCGCCAGAAGGUGAAUAAACCUUUUUCCCCCAAAAUGUCAAACUUGUGCAUUGAAGUGAAAAUGUGCGAGGUUCUUACGUUUUUAAGUUUUUCGGUGUCGGCUUUAUCUUCCCCUUUCAGGCUGUCAAAGUUCGAUCGACAAAAUACUUCAAGCACUUUAAAUUUAUAAGUUUGUGAAACAAAAAUCCACUUUUUUUUUGUGCGUUUUUCCUAAAAAAAAAAAGUAGAAAAGCCGUCAUUUGACGCUAAAAUUGUUUAGCUGCAUUGUGUAAUUAGACUUCGACCUGACGUGAAAACCAAAACCGACGCCAGCAGCGUUAUUUUUGGGUCAAAACUUAAAAGUCAAAGUGCUGAAAAACGCCGCCGAUGUGCCAGAGUGAGAAACGACUUUAAAGGGCUGCUAGAGUUUUAUCGGAGAUGAUAAAGGGAACUAAAAGCACAUCUAUAAAAACAUUCACACAAGUAUUUUCAAACUGUGUAAAUAGUUAUUUUGUUUUCUUUUGGACAAAUUCUCUACAUAAGAAACAUGAGAUGAUGUAUUUUUUAUGCGCCUGUAAAAUAAAAGUCUAUAUUCAAGUGUUCAUUCCCUCCUGAUGAGCUCGUGGCUGUAAAAAAUGACGCAGAAUGACUUUUUAGUUUUUAGUGGAAACAAUUCAUCUACACACUAUAAAUAUAUAUAUUAUAUUGUAUAUGAAAACUAUCAAUAAAUCUGUAUCAUAUCAGAAA